CGAAAUGAAUUGGCAGCCAGACUUCGUGUACUUGGUCCGUACUGUCGCGUUUGUAGUGCUACCGAUCAAGAAAUGUUGCAAGCUCAAAAAAUCCACAUCUCUCCGUCGCUCUUACGCUCGGAGAUUUGCAGUGAAAUUCCUCUCUUGGCUGUCGAGAGCGAUCAUGAUUCGGUGACAAGGCAUGAAGGCUCGCGAUGCAGCGUCUCACCUCACGCUCUGAUAAUCCCGAUGUUAGUGCUCUCAGUGCUAAGUGCAACCAAACGAAGCGAGCUUUGCGUCCUGCCAAAUCCAGCGAUAUUGCCAAAGCACACCAAGAUUUCCGUAUGGCUGUUGAUGGUCAUGACAGCGCUUCACUGAAGAACGCCUCGCUCUCGCCUUCUGAGAGAUCGAGGCCAAAGUAGGAUUGAUGAUUGGACCGAUUUGUCAGUCACAGCUCCUCAUCAUACAUUACAAGUCGACUGAAUACAGAGCAGAAGAGCUGCCUUCCCUUCGCCUUCACUGGGAACACGCGCGCAGGCCAGUUCAUCUUGAGAUUAUUCGAGUGGCUAGAGUCUUAGGUUUCGUGUUGGAACGCAUGCCACGUGCAGUGUGAUCAGAAUCGCGUGUAUCGUACUCGUACGGUCGAUCAAUGAGAACCCAGUUGUCCGGCAAGUCUCGGUUCGGCUGCGAUAUGAUGACUUGCCGCGUGCCUUCGAUUGAGAUGAUGUUUUCGUCGAGCUCCUGGGAGGAACGCAAGUUGAACGCGCUAGUGUCCCAAAGAGGUCUAGAGUGCCAAGUUCCAUCACAGUCACGUGACUGAGUAUCACCGAUGAAGCUUGUCAGUGUUCCUCUUGCUCGGCCAGACUUCAAUCACUCAUCGCUCGGACGCGAACCACUUUCUCCUGGGUUACGCUCAUCGUCGACGCGUCUUCGAGUACGGCACCAGCCUGACUGGACAUUUGACCACGUCAUCGACUUCUUUCCGAAGGCUGCCGAGUUCCCAAGAUGUU
Molecule: messenger RNA, 989 nt
Organism: Pseudocercospora fijiensis CIRAD86
Lineage: Eukaryota; Fungi; Ascomycota; Dothideomycetes; Mycosphaerellales; Mycosphaerellaceae
Exons: 1
Coding region: 73-357 (94 amino acids)
Source: RefSeq, a predicted model, not a curated record